Molecule: messenger RNA, 943 nt
Organism: Baudoinia panamericana UAMH 10762
Lineage: Eukaryota; Fungi; Ascomycota; Dothideomycetes; Mycosphaerellales; Teratosphaeriaceae
Exons: 1
Coding region: 375-884 (169 amino acids)
Source: RefSeq, a predicted model, not a curated record
GUUUGGUUGGCUCAUUCUGCAUUUCAGGGAGAUCAGCAUUUGCAAGGCAACGGCCUCGGAUUCCGCAAUUGCAUCAGCGUUGGCGUGGCAUAGGAAGUCGAAAAGAAACAGGGAGUGUGCUGGAGGCUAUUCAUGCAUUAUUCAGCGCGGCGAGACUGAACGGUAGAGAAGGUACUUCGUUAGCCCGGCCGCAUUCACCUUUGGUAUCUCAAGCUUCUAUAAAGCUGGGAUGCCGAGACAUAUUCCUAAAAAACGAGAAGCGGCCCGCCUUACCGAAGCCAAAACUGGCCACUUUAUUGACUGCACCCGUGCCUUCCGUGUUCGUAUUUCGGCUGCAUUUUGCGAAGCGUGAAGCCUGAGAACAUGCACAGCACAUGGCUGCCGAGGUUUUCCUUCCUUGUCAUUGGCGCUGCUGCUGCAGCCGACCGUUACGUUUGGUGUUACCGCCUGCUGCCGACAACCACAGAGCAGCAAGCUUCAUGCAUCAGCCUUGCCUUUCCCUUCCUGAAUGGCCACAAUUCUGCAUGGCAGGCCUAUCAGACUCGGCUCAGCUUGGGCAUGCGCGUGGGUGGCCUGCUUGCGAGACACCGUGCGCAAUUGACAGCUGCAGCUCUGCACCAUUUCGGGCGACACGCAUGUGGUUGGUGGUAGUCGUCCUCACGAUGCUUUGCCUUGAACUCAACUUGACGUGCCACUCUGUGCUCGCGUGCGUUGGCAAGCUGUCACAGAUACAAGCGAGGUUUGCCCUUCCAUCUCCUUCGAAUAUCCGCUUUUUCCGCUUACCUAACGCAAUCAUGGCCGCGGACAUCGUACCUGGCCACCCUUGCUGUUUCCUCCCGCAUUGUUGCACAAAGCGCGUCACCCGCUUCAUUCGAGGAGUCUAAACCUUGUCGCCGCGGUAUGCGAUCCGAACGUUGAGGGGUCAAGCCUUCCGCGCAAUCAG